AUGAGCCCGCACCCCGUGCACCAUGUCUUCAUAGACCUCGACGACACUCUCUACAUCAAUCCCGAGGUGCCCAAACACGUCAGCAGCUUCAUUGACGGCUACAUCCGCAAGCUCGGCUUCCCGGAGGAGCGCGUCGUCGAAAUCCGGCACGACUAUUACCUGAAGCAUGGCACCACGCUGUGCGGGCUGGUCAAGGAGGGCGUCCUGGUGGACUACGACGACUGGCACGCGCACGUACACGCGCCGCUGGAGUACGAGCGCCUCAUCUCCGCCUCGCCCGACCUCGCGCAGAUCCUGCGGAAGAUCCGCGCCAAACGCUAUGUCUUCACGAACGCUGACAAGGCCCACGCCUCCAGGUGCCUGGGGCUGUUGGGGUUCGCGGAGGGUUUGUUUGAAAAAGUGAUUCAUUUUGAGCAUGUCAUGGAGGAGGCGGUGAAGCGGGGGCUGGCGAAGCUGACGUGCGGGAAGAACGGCGUCGAGGCGGUGGCACCCGUGGUGUGCAAGCCGCACCUGGAGGCGUUCGAGAUCGCGCUGGCCGCGGCGGGGCUGGACUCCGCGGAGGGGUGCGUGUUCAUCGACGACAGCCGGCGCAACAUCCUGGGCGCGAAGAAGGCGGGCUUCACCACGGUCUGGGUGAACGAGCACGCCCACACCGAGCGCCCCGAGGCCGCGGACUUCGCCGUCACGAGCCUCCUGGAGCUCCCCGACGUGAUGCCGUGGCUCUUCACGGGGGCGCCCUCGCUCCGGACGAUGGCGGAGCGGGCGCUCGCGGAGGAGGAGGCGGAGCACGUGGCGGGCGCGAGCCCGUGA
Messenger RNA from Pedinophyceae sp. YPF-701, 810 nucleotides. Lineage: Eukaryota; Viridiplantae; Chlorophyta; Pedinophyceae. The record is from the annotation of a GenBank genome assembly.